Messenger RNA from Scutellospora calospora, 126 nucleotides. The record is from the annotation of a GenBank genome assembly. NCBI's taxonomy places the organism in Eukaryota, Fungi, Glomeromycota, Glomeromycetes, Diversisporales, Gigasporaceae.
AAUCCAGCAGACCUCCUCAAAAAGAUGUCAAAAGUAAAAUUGUCGAAUACAGAGAAUAAGGCUCCUACUCCAAAGUUUAACAGGUCAUGGACUAAAGAAGAAAAGUCAAGAACAGGGUCUGAGAAA